AAAUGUUCUAAAGGUAAAAAUUAAUUUGUUAAAUUCCCAAAAGUAAUGGGGAUUUAAUAUUCAUACAACGGCAAGAUAAAAAUAUAAUGAUUUUUUAUACUAUAUUUAUAAGUUCUAUAAAUUAGAUGUUAAGUUUAAUUGAGUGCAAUACAUUUAAAUUUACAAUGAAUUAAGCAUAAGUGAUAUUUAGUAUUAACACCAUACCAUAAAAUAAUUUUGGAUAACAUGUCUGAUAUAAUUAAGUCGGCCUUAGACUAUUUUAGUAGUAGUUUUUCAGCCGAAGAUAAUGACUAUGUUGGUUCUAACGUUGAGUUGGGUAGUGUCAAGUUAAAGAUUAAAAGACUUGUAGCUGAAGGUGGAUCGGGCAUGGUCUUUGUAGCUCAAGCUCAAGAUACUGGAAAAGAAUAUGCAUUAAAGAGAUUAAUAGCUGGAGAUGAUGUUGCAGAUAAAGCUAUUUUAAAUGAAAUAGAUGUACUUAAAAAAUUGACUGGUCAUCCGAAUGUAAUCCAUUUUAUGUCUGCGGCAUUCACUAGUAAAAUUGAUUCAGUAAAAGGAUCUAAUGAAUAUCUCAUAUUAACAGAAUUUUGUUCAGGCGGUAAUAUAGCAGAAUUGUUAUCAUCAAGGAGAAAACCAUUGAGUCCAAAUAUUGUAAUAUUGCUUUACUAUCAAAUGUGUUCGGCUACACGACAUAUGCAUUGCCAGAGUCCUCCUAUUAUUCAUAGAGAUUUAAAAAUUGAAAACUUUUUGAUCAGUGAUAAUGGCAGAAUCAAAUUAUGUGAUUUUGGCAGUUGUACUACUAAAGUUUAUAAGCCAGAUGAUAGUUGGACAUCUCAACAAAGAGCCCUUUUAGAAGACAAGAUCAAUCUGUGUACAACGCCAAUGUAUAGAGCUCCAGAGAUGAUUGAUACAUGGUCAAAUUUUGAGAUUGGAACUGCUGUUGAUGUUUGGGCCUUAGGAUGUGUUUGUUAUGCUCUUUGUUAUAAUCGACAUCCCUUUGAAGAUUCAAACAAAUUAGCAAUUAUCAAUGCAAGAUUUUCUAUUCCUCCAUUGAAUAGUUUAUAUCCAGAACUUAUAACUAUCAUAAAGGGGUGUUUGCAACCUGAUCCUUCAUUGAGGAUGUCUGUUUUUGAAACUUUACAACUUGUUGAAAGUAUCAGAGAAACUUAUAAAAUAAAUCUAGAAUCAAUAGAUGUUAACAAACUUAAAUCAGAAGCAAAACCUAUAGAACCUUUAGGAGUCCAGGCUCCAAAUGUUCCACAACAACAGCAACAACCGCCAGUGACAGCAAGACAAUCCCCUUCAUUAACAUUCAAUUCUGGCCUAUUUUCACAAAUUCGCGGAGGAGCUGGUAGUUUUUUGAAAAAUUUGAAAGAUACAUCUAAUAGAGUUAUGCAAACAGUUCAGUCGUCUGUUAAUGUAAAAGCUGGUGUAGAUAUGACAUAUAUAACAUCAAAAUUGGCUGUGUUAACUGUUUCUCAAGAUACCAGUACAGAUAAUCUAAUAUCAUUUCUUGAUAGCCGACAAUGUCGUUUAUAUAAUAUGUCUGGACAGUCAUAUCCUCGUACUAUUGGGCAAACUGUUGUCAUUGAGCUUUGUCCAAAAUUAAACACUUGUCCAACCUUACAUGAAAUUUAUGCUGUUUGUGAUGAUAUGUAUAAUUAUUUAAAAAAGAACCCUACAAAUCUUUGCAUUAUUGCCCAGUCUUCUGAAAAUGAUAGUACUUCUGCAUUGAUUGCGCUUGCAUUUUUACUGUACAUGAAUGUUUCCAGUACUGUUGAAGAUGUUUGUACUAUAUAUGUAGUAAAAAAAUCAUCACCCGUUUUACAACCAUCAGAAAAUAGAUAUUUAAAUUAUAUGGCAACUGAACAAACGCAUAAUGUUGAUUCAAUCAAUAUUAGACGAAUAGUUAUUGAGCCUGUUCCUCUUUUCAAUAAAAAUCGGGAUGGUUGCCGUCCAUUUAUUGAAGUAUAUGAAGGUUACAAUAAAGUACUAUCUACCGAACAAGAACAUGAACGAAUGACUUCUUAUGAUAUUUCCAGUGGAAAGAUAUUAUUUAUACUUAAGUCCCUUCCUGCUGGAAUCAGAAAUGAUAUCACAGUCAUUGCAUAUCAUUCUAGACAAGUCCUUGGUCGCCCAGUACCAUUAAAAAUGUUCCAAUUUCAGUUUCAUUCUGAUUUUUUGAUAUUUCCUGAUGGUGAUGAUGUUGUUAUUGAUUUUAAUAAGAGUGAAUUAGAUUUUAUAUCUACUGCUGAACACUACCAGAGUAAUAUGUUUCAUGUUAGAGUUGAAAUAGAACAACAUAAAAACGGAAUCUCAAUGCAAUAUAGAACUCGAGACAACAAAAUAAUCCCUGAUGCUUUAUUUUCAACAGACAAUGAAAAGGCACAGUUUUUUGACUUGUUUCCACAACGAAAAAAUACAUCUAAAUCGAUUGCUAAUCAUGUUAUACCACAAGAGUUGCAAAAAAAUCAGGCAUGUGUACCACCUUUAAGACCAGACAAUCCACCACAUGUGAUUGAAUCAAAAUCCAAUAAAACUAAUGAAGGCUUAUUAUUAAAUUUAUCAUUUGUAUCAAUCGAAGAUGAACCGGCAAAGUCAAAAAAAGAAGAUUUAUUUGAUCUCUUAGGGUCUGAAAACAAUAAGACUGACAAUUCUAAAGAUUUAUUUGAUGGAUUCGUAGAAGCUACCAAUACCAAUAAUGAUAUUUUGUUCGACUCGUUUGUUUCAAAACCCAAAUCUCAAGAAGGUGAUUUGUUGAAUUUAAAUGAACAAAACGUACAAAAAGUUGACAAUCCUUGGUUAAAUCAGUCAAUUCCAAUUGAUAUAAAUAAGUCUUUUAUUAAGAGUAGCAGCAUGUCGAAUGGUAGUUUUAGUUCUUCCAAAUCAAAUGUUGGUGAUUUUGACUUUUUGAAAACAGACAAUUGGAUGAAUUCAACCAGUUAUUCCCAAACUAGUAGCCCUACAAAAACAUUUAAAACUCCUGCAGAACCGGAUUAUAGUAGUAUACAUUUAGAAGAAGAAACUAAGGUUCCUCCAAAAUCGUCCUUUGGUAGUGGUGAUAUAUUUGGUGAUUUGUUGGGAAGCCAAGGAUAUAAAUUUAAUUCUAAGACUAAUACUGGCCCAAAAACAAUAAAUGAAUUACGCCGAGAAGAUUUAGUCAAGGAAAUUGACCCUGAAAAGUUAAAAGUUAUGGAAUGGACUGAAGGGAAAAAAGGAAAUAUUAGAGCUUUACUUGGAACACUACAUACAGUCCUAUGGGAAGGGUCUGGUUGGAACUGUAAUCUUAGUAAUUUAGUAAGCUACGCAGAUGUUAAAAAAUCGUAUCGGAAAGCAUGUCUUGCUGUUCAUCCUGACAAGCAAACUGGAACUAGAAACGAAAAUCUAGCGAAAUUAAUAUUUGUGGAAUUGAACAAUGCAUGGUCAGAAUUUGAUUCCAAAUCAAGCUAAUAAAAAUAAAAUUAUUAUAUGUAUUAUGUUUUAAGAAUAAUAUUUAUAAUGUUAUUUAUUGUCCUAUAUGUCCAAAAUAUUCAGUCUUUUUUAGAAUUUUAUGUUUUUAUUUAUUAUAUUAUUGUACUAUAACAAUGUAUUUUAUUAAAUAUUGUAUUGCAAUUUCAAACACUACUUUUAUCUAGUCUAAAAUUAAUGCUAAAUAAUACAUUUAUUUAUAUAUUAUUUUUUAUAUUGGUUCUAAUUUUUAAAAUAU
This is a messenger RNA of Adelges cooleyi (spruce gall adelgid), 3703 nucleotides long. RefSeq names its product cyclin-G-associated kinase (gene aux). Lineage: Eukaryota; Metazoa; Arthropoda; Insecta; Hemiptera; Adelgidae. The transcript is spliced from 22 exons. The record is from RefSeq and is a predicted model, not a curated record. Gene Ontology annotation, molecular function: AP-2 adaptor complex binding; protein serine/threonine kinase activity; ATP binding. Gene Ontology annotation, biological process: positive regulation of Notch signaling pathway; regulation of clathrin-dependent endocytosis; protein phosphorylation. Gene Ontology annotation, cellular component: cytoplasm. Bases 226 to 3447 code for a protein of 1073 amino acids.